Messenger RNA from Aphanomyces invadans, 683 nucleotides. RefSeq lists its product as hypothetical. The record is from RefSeq and is a predicted model, not a curated record. Bases 264 to 593 code for a protein of 109 amino acids. The transcript has a single exon. Lineage: Eukaryota; Oomycota; Saprolegniomycetes; Saprolegniales; Verrucalvaceae.
UGUGGAAAACAUAAACGUGGAGAUCUGUUUUAGAUGGUUAAAUAUGGGCCUCGGCGGGGGUGACGGUCAUGCGAAUCGGGGCUAACGACGACUGCGAUUGACAUGGGACCGCUGCGGUCGAAGGCACGGCGGCCGUCUUGCCGUCGACGGGGUAGUACCUAUCGCAUUGGGCGACCGGAGGGUAUGAAACAAGGUAAGCCGGAAGUCGGGCCGCGAGCGCAUCCAAGAAUUCGACUUUCUCGUGCGAUCGGCACACUUUGCCAAUGCGGAUGACACGGCCUUGGUACGUGAACCCGAGCGCCCCAUUCGCGUUGAUCUGGAUAGGGCCCAUCGUGGCCGUGUCAAACUUGGCCGAGCCGCCAAGGCCAGUGCCUGGAAUGCCCCAUUCGUACGUCAACACCGCCCCAGCCAAGGUGAACCGUUCGAAGCCAUACAGCAGCCACUGCACGCCAACAAACACGGUCAUGCUUGCUGUGGAUGCGACGCAGAUGCCAACAACGAACAGUGGCAACGGCAUCGAGAACAUCGUGAGCAUCCCAAACGCAAUGGCGGUCCCAAUGGCCACGAGGAAGGCAACGCGAGCGGGGGUGUAGUAGACCCGCAUGGUUACCUCCACUUGGUCGUUGGUCGCCUCAACAAACACGCGAUCCGACAGCAUCUUGGCGAGAUUUUUUGGCAAGUGA